This is a messenger RNA of Halichondria panicea, 2161 nucleotides long. RefSeq lists its product as uncharacterized. The record is from RefSeq and is a predicted model, not a curated record. Bases 176 to 2068 code for a protein of 630 amino acids. Lineage: Eukaryota; Metazoa; Porifera; Demospongiae; Suberitida; Halichondriidae. The transcript is spliced from 4 exons.
GACCCAUACACUGCUGGCAUCAGCACUUUGCCACAUGGUCUCAAAUAAAGCCCCUGGAGGUCUGUUCUCUCCGCUUUCUCUGUCUGUGAGUUGGCUGUGUAUUGCUGUGCUGCUCGUCUUGGAUAAUUCGUUUAUACUCCACCUGCUGUGAUGCUUUGAACUUAAAAAAAUAGUUAUGGCCGAUAAGAGCAACUUGAAUCUCUACUGCCAAAAGAAGCACAUCUCCACACCAGUAUACCAGCAUAAGCAACUCCGCGAUGGUUUCUCGUGCACUGUGGACAUUGAGGACACACAGUACACCUCUCUCUCCUCUCACUCCACUAAGAAGGAGGCUGAGAAAGACGCAGCAGGUGUGGCCUCACAAGCCAUCCUUCUCCACCACCACCACCAUCAUGCUAAAUCAUUCAGUGAUGUAUUAAAACUUUUAGACGGUAUCAGUAUUUCAGAAUCACUAAAGAGACAAACUGUUCAACAAACCGUUCAACAAAAUGCCGUUCAACAAACCGUUCAACAAAAUAUCGUUCAACAAAAUAUCGUUCAACAAAAUGCCGUUCAACGAAAUACCGUUCAACAAAAUGUCGUUCAACAAAAUACCGUUCCACAGAAUACCGCUCAACAAAAUACAAACUUUACGAGAGUCACGACGUCCUGUGCUACAUCUCCUCUGCCAGUAAGAGGACGUGUAAUAGAUCAUGUAUACUAUCCACCACAAAGCACGGCAACUGUUAGACCACCCCCUGGAUUUGAAAUGAGAAGACCCCCCACCACAGUUCACCCCCUACAAAGUCCUUUGAUUAGACCAGCCAUUCCUGUCAGUGUUGACGGGCCGAAUAUUGAUCGUCCGUCACCUAACAAAGUGUCGGGUACUCUCCCUGUGAACUUACGAGCGUCACAAAAAUCCGUAUCCAGUAGUGGACCGCCGCCCCUUGUGUCCCCAAAUCCGAUGCUAGGGGGUCAAGUGAUGAAGUCAGAUAAAGAUAUAAAAGAUUUGGACCUGUAUUGUCAAGUCAGCAGUCUACCUCCACCGAUAUACACCAUUUCCAAGGAGAAGGGGAAACAUGUCGGGCGUGUACGAGUGGGCGGAAUGGAGUUUGGUCGACUAUGGGGAUAUGAUUCAUUCGAUGAUGCCAAGGACAGUGCAGCCGUUGUUGCUAUAGCGGGGAUAGCUAUGGUACAACUGAAAUUAUUGACUCAGCAAGGUGGUGCUGUGUCUACAGGAGCUCCACUAGCAUUGACCGCUGUUAGACUGCCUGUUAGUGCUGUCAAUCCACAUCACUCGACAUCACCUCACCCCUCACACCCUGCGGCUGCUCAGUUACAACAGGUCAACACACAGCCCACACAAGACCUUCAAACUCCCUCGUACUUUCAACAACCGAUAGCUCGCGGCCCUACACAAUCUACAACAUCACAGCAAGUCAACCCUCAGUUAACUGGCCUCCCUAACACUCUUCAUUCGAGCAACCUUUCUCAUUUGAGCAACCUUCCUCCGUUAAGCAGCCUCCCUAAUACUCCUCAGUUGAACAGGCUCCCUCCAACGGUGCUCACUCAACCACCAGCUAUGACUACCGACUAUAAGAGUCUACUCAACACCUUCUGUCAGCAGCACCAUUAUGCACCGCCUGUGUACGAGUGUAGCUCUCCUAGUGACACCACAGGUUAUAUCUCUAUGGUGAUGGUGAACGAACACACAUACCAAUCGAGUACUCAUGGAACUAAGAAAGCUGCUGACACGGAAGCUGCUAGGAUUGCCACCGAGACACUGGGUGUGGUCUCAGCUCAGGUGGUGGGGUCAACUCCACCCACUGUGAGUACAACCUCAACUGCUCCUCCUUCUAGCGCAUCAUACAUCUCUUACAAGAACCUCCUCCAAGAGAAGGCCCAGAAGGAGAAGUUGUCCCACCCGAAGUAUUCGACUGAGAGGUCUGAAAGUGGUUUCGUUUGCACGGUGACUGUGUAUGUAUCCAAUGGCCCGUCAUUUCAAUUGCCCAGUUCUGCUCAUCCGGUCAAAAAAGCAGCCGAACAAGAUGCUGCAAGAAAGGCUUGCGAAAAAUUGAAUAUGAUCUGAACUGUAUAAUAAAUAUAAGACAAUGAGCCCAACACUUAGUUUAAUUUUUGUAUUCGUUUCUCAUUGAUAUUAAAUUAAUGAUUUUCUACAAGA